AUGACCAACGCAAAGCCCCAUGUUCUGAUCGUUGGUGGAGGAAUUGGAGGUCUGACCUUAGCCCAAUGCCUGCGCAAAAGGGGAAUCUCGUUUGAAAUCUUCGAGCGAGACCCGGAGUUGAGAACAUCAGGAUGGUGUAUUUACAUUCAUAGCAUUAUCCCCCAACUCCGAGCCGCGAUACCAGAUGACGUGCCAGAUUUGGCCCUUACGAAUCAUCUUCUCCCGUUGGAUCUUCCUUCACAGUCUGUGGUGUAUCUGGCUGAUCGGCCGGGUACACGCUACGGUGUGACAUCGCGUGGCACUCACGAUAUGGUCCGUGCCGACCGCGUCUUGCUUCGCCAAUUUUUGGCCACCAAGAUACCAUGUCAGAUGGGGAAACGAGCCGUUUCCUUCGAAGAGCUGCCCGAAUCUGUGACGGUCCGAUUCGAAGAUGGUACCAGUGCAACCGGAAAUAUUUUGGUGUGCGCAGAUGGAACAAACAGUGCUCUGAGAGGCCAACUUCUGGGCCGGGAACUAAAGCCUCAACUGCUCCCAGUGGCUAGCAUUGGGGGCGAGGUGACCCUGUCCGGAAAGGACUUCGAGAACGAGUUACGCCUAGGUCACUCCUCGCGCUCCAACUUCUUUUCUGAGCCGGCAGAACCAGGGCUCCCAGUUGUACACAUUUUCUGUGCCUUGAAGAGAGUGCUUCCUGAUGGUCACUCUGGAGAGUAUUAUUGGUUUACCAUCUGGGUUGAUGACAAUGUUGCCGAUCCUGCCCACUGGACUAAGACAGCAUCACGGAAGGAAUUACAUGAUUUUGUCAUCCGGACUACGCGUGGUAUGGAACCAAGGGUUCGCAACAUAGUCGACUUAACACCCGUGGAUAAACUGAUCGGCGAUCCGUUCCCGCAGCGUGCGCUCAUGUUGACCGACUUACCUAUCGGCCGGGUGACGCUGCUCGGUGACGCAGCCCAUUGCAUGCCUCCCACGCGAGGAGAGGCCGGUGUACAUGCGAUGAUGGACGCGCUGAAACUUGCAGAGUGCAUCGGUAAUAUCAAUGCCGUCAACGACCACGACGGUUCUAGUACUAAGGGUGCAGUAUCCAUUUAUCAAGAAGAGAUGCUUCGAAGGAGUCAAGCUACGGUCCGAAAGAACGUAGAUGCGAGUAGUUUGAACUUAUCCGUACGUAUCGCCGGUCAGACCGUGGAGAAACAUAGCAUUGGACUGUCCACUGCGCAGGGGCAUCACUUGGCCAUGCAGCAUAAUAUGUAG
Messenger RNA from Diaporthe amygdali, 1251 nucleotides. RefSeq lists its product as uncharacterized. The transcript has 5 exons. Bases 1 to 1251 code for a protein of 416 amino acids. NCBI's taxonomy places the organism in Eukaryota, Fungi, Ascomycota, Sordariomycetes, Diaporthales, Diaporthaceae. The record is from RefSeq and is a predicted model, not a curated record. Gene Ontology annotation, molecular function: FAD binding.